Messenger RNA from Annulohypoxylon truncatum, 3795 nucleotides. RefSeq names its product Six-hairpin glycosidase. The transcript is spliced from 8 exons. Gene Ontology annotation, cellular component: endoplasmic reticulum membrane. The record is from RefSeq and is a predicted model, not a curated record. NCBI's taxonomy places the organism in Eukaryota, Fungi, Ascomycota, Sordariomycetes, Xylariales, Hypoxylaceae. Gene Ontology annotation, biological process: protein N-linked glycosylation; oligosaccharide metabolic process. Gene Ontology annotation, molecular function: Glc3Man9GlcNAc2 oligosaccharide glucosidase activity. The coding region runs from base 477 to 3551 and encodes 1024 amino acids.
GCAUGUAUUUCUUUAACAGAUUUAAGCAUCUGGCGGAGAUAAGGACUAAUAAGUUCUUCGUACAUUCGCCGUGGCCAGACCAUUCAUAGACCAUCCAAAGAACGCAAACAUGGGACCCGGCUAGCUCGCUACAUCCCACACAGCUACCGACUACUAAUCGACUACCAACCCAACGGCUUACCUGAAUGAGAUAGUCGUGGACAAGCUCUACUCGCGUACCUGAUUUGAUUUGAUCUGAUCUGCAGUUCCAGCGCUUGUCGUGUCUUGCGUUGUCACGUCUUUCCUCUUUCCCUUAUUAAUAUCUACACAUGUGCCUCUUCUUAUCUUGUGCUGUCGAACUCAGUCCCAAGUUGUAUUUUCCCGUAUCCUACCUAAUCCGUCGUGCUAUCUUGUCUAUCUUGCCUAUCUUGCUAAAUUUCGAGAGUGCUGCCUCCCGACUGAUGAGCUUAUGCUAAGUAUCUGAGUAAUCUUCAAACAUGGUUGUGGUCGACAACUACGAAUACCUCACCGAGGAGGAGAAGCGUCUCAAGGAGGACGGUAAUCGAAUCAAAUACUGGAAGAAAUGGGGACCUUAUGUCGCUGAACGACAGUGGGCUACAGUGAGAGAGGACUACAGUGCAGAUGGUGAUGCUUGGAGCCAUUUCACUCAUGAUGACGCACGAUCUCGAGCUUUCCGCUGGGGUGAAGAUGGUAUAGCUGGAGUGUCAGAUACUCAUGGGCUGCAGAACAUCGCCUUUGCUUUCUGGAACGAGCAAGAUCCUUUCCUCAAAGAACGAUUGUUUGGUCUUGCAAACCCCCAAGGCAACCAUGGUGAAAGUAUCAAAGAAGCUCAUUUUCACCUUGAUAACACACCUCACUCCUAUAUGAAAUACCUCUAUAAAUACCCGCAAAGAGCAUUUCCAUACAAAGACCUCUUAGAUACGAAUGCCAAGAGAACGAAAACCGAGAAGGAGUAUCAGAUCAUUGAUACUGGCAUAUUUGACGAGGACAGAUAUUGGGAUAUUAUUAUUGAGACUGCGAAGGAGGCAGACGACCCUGAUGAGCUCCUCUUCCGGGUCACAGCAUGGAAUCGAGGACCGGAACCGGCUCCUCUUCAUAUCAUCCCUCAUGUAUGGUUCCGAAACACUUGGGCCUGGGGAAGGGAGACUAUAGACAAGAAACCGUCUAUCUCGGAGUAUUCCGAGAACAUGGCCAGGUCGAAGCACUGGAAGCUAGGCAACCGAUACCUGUUAUUGUCACCCUCGCCGGGUGUGGGAACUAGCGGAGAAGAUGUGCAGCCCGAGCUCAUCUACACCGAUAAUGACACCAACUAUGAGCUUCUAUACGGAGGAGAGAACAAGGUUCCUUAUGUCAAGGACGCAUUCCACAACUACAUUGUCGAUGGCAAGAAGGAGGCCGUAAACCCAGCUAGGAUAGGCACCAAAUGUGCGGCCUGGUUCCAAUUCAACGAAUCAGGGGGUGUCGCUCCCGGUGAAUGCGCCGUUGUUCGUUUCCGAUUUUCAAGAAAGAACGAGACCUAUCUAGACGAAGAGAUUUUUGACGAUAUCGUUGAAAAAAGACGAGAAGAAGCAGAUGAAUUCUACUACAGGAUAAGUCCUUUACCGAUGUCCGAAGAUCUUCGUAACAUCCAACGCCAGGCCUUUUCGGGCAUGAUGUGGUGUAAGCAAUACUACCAGUUCAUAUGGGACCAAUGGGCCAACGGCGACCCUGCUCAACCACCGCCACCACCCGAGAGGAAGGCCAUCAGAAACUCGGAAUGGAGACACCUAUAUAUUGAUGACAUCUUGUCUAUGCCGGAUUCGUGGGAGUAUCCCUUCUUCGCAGCCUGGGAUUCCGCAUUUCACUGCAUACCGCUGGCUAUGAUCGACCCAGAAUUUGCGAAGAAGCAGAUUGACCUCUUCACCAGGGAAUGGUAUUGCCAUCCAAAUGGCCAGCUUCCUGCAUAUGAAUGGAACUUUGGUGAUGUGAACCCUCCGGUUCAUGCUUGGGCUACUUUCCGGGUCUUCAAGAUUGAGCGAAAGCUAUAUGGAAGACAAGACAUUGACUUUCUUGAGAGGGUAUUCCAAAAGCUGCUAUUGAACUUCACCUGGUGGGUCAACCGAAAGGAUAUGGACGGCAAAAAUGUCUUCGAGGGAGGUUUCCUCGGUCUAGACAACAUCGGCCUCUUUAAUCGCUCCGAGCCCUUGCCAACAGGAGGUGUUCUUGAGCAAGCAGACAGCACGGGAUGGAUGGCGUUCUAUUCGCUAUGCAUGUUAAAUAUUGCCCUCGAGCUGGCAAAACAUCGACGGAUUUACGAGGAUAUCGCCUCGAAGUUCUUCGAACAUUUCAUAUUUAUCAGCGAUGCCAUGACCUUCAAACACGGCGACAAGGACGAAAAGUCCUUAUGGAACGACGAAGACGGUUUCUAUUACGAUGCAAUUUCCUGGGGUGGGCCGUGGAUUCAACAACUACCCGUCCGAUCUUUGGUCGGCCUGAUUCCUUUGUACGCAACCCUAACUUUAGAGCCGGAACUGAUCAACAAACUGCCGUCUUUCAAAAAGCGUGUGGAUUGGUUCAUGGAGAACCGAUGCGACUUGGCAGAAAGAAAUAUGGCAAGUAUCCGGAAGAGGGGCAAGGGUAACCGAAUCCUCCUUUCGAUGGUAAGCAAAGAUAGGCUGGAGAAGAUCUUAAAGCGUAUGCUCGACGAAGAUGAGUUCUUCAGCGAACAUGGCAUUCGAUCACUUUCGAGAUAUCAUAAAGAUAACCCAUAUUCCAUGGACGUGAAUGGUCAAAAGUUCACAGUAGGAUACGUACCAGGAGACUCAGACAGUGGUCUAUUUGGUGGCAAUAGCAACUGGAGAGGACCUAUUUGGCUCUGUGUUAACUUCCUUCUCGUGGAAUCCCUGCAGCGAUUCUACCUAUUCUACGGACCUAAUUUCCAAGUAGAAUGCCCUACCGGAUCCGGGGAAUACAUGCAUCUUGGACACGUCUCCGAAGAGAUCCAGCACCGUCUGCAACACUUGUUCGCCCGUGGCGAUGACGGACGUCGGAGCAUCAACGCCGGGAACGAUACAUUGGACUUCGACCCAAACUGGAAAGACUACAUGUGGUUCCACGAGUUCUUCGACGGCGACACUGGUCGUGGGUUGGGAGCAACGCACCAAUGCGGCUGGACUGGGCUGAUCGCCCGCAUGAUCCACGACACCGGUAUGAGCUGUCGUCUCCCGCAAACACCACGCACCCCAACAGUGGGCAUGGCACAUUACUUCGACGACGUCUUCCACCGGCACGUCGGAGUGGCGAACGGCUCGUCUAGGCCGCAUAAGGGCCAUAUGCGCCGGUCUUCGACGGCAAGGUCCAUUAGCGCCAGAAGCGAUUUCGAUGCGUCGGUCAAUGGCGAAGAGUUCGAUGUCCGCAGCGAGGCACCGGAUGACCCGGAGCGACAGGCCGCGAGGCGGGAGGCAGAUGAGCAUUUGAAGAAUUAUGUCUCGGAGCAGUUGCAGAGGGUCAAGGACCAUGAUGAUGCGUUUGGUAGGUAUGCUGACGUAGAUGAAUAUGAGACGCAGGUUUAAGGGGUGUUGUGUUAGGGAUCUGGGGUUCAGGGGGGAGAGCUUAGACAGAAGGGUUGGCUCCAACAGAGUGGAAUGGAAGAGGGCCUAGAGGACAGAAGAGAAGAGAAGAGACCUGACUUGCUUGCUUGAAGAGCCUAGAGGAUACACAGGCGGAUAUACAUUGGUAGGCUGCAUACAGAUACAAGUACAGAUAAAUGGUAGAAGGAAUACGAGAUUACGAACUUAAUGAGAUUAUAGAUGAUUG